AUGGGGAGUGAGUACAGAUGCGUGGGAUGUGGGUUUAGGGUUAAGUCACUGUUCAUUCAAUACUCUCCUGGCAACAUUCGUCUUAUCAAAUGCGGAAACUGCAAGGAAGUCGCAGACGAAUACAUCGAGUGUGAACGCAUUAUUAUUUUGAUCGAUUUAGUUCUACACAGACCCAAGGUAUAUAGGCACGUUCUCUUCAAUGAAAUUAAUCAAGCAACUGUUAAUAUUCAGCAUCUGUUGUGGAAGCUGGUCUUUGCUUAUCUACUUCUAGACUCAUAUAGAAGUUUGCUACUGAGAAGAACUCAUGAGCAUUCGAGCUUGGUUCUUAUAACUGUGAAGGUUCUAAUCAACGUCCUGUCUACAAAUCUUGCAUUUAUAUUCUCUGUUGCCAUUGCUGCUAAGGGUUUGCUAAAUGAAGUUUCCAGAAGAAGAGAAAUUCUUUUAGGGAUAUUAAUCUCAAGUUACUUCAAGAUCUUUCUGCUAGCGAUGCUGGUAUGGGAGUUCCCAGUGUCAGUGAUCUUCAUUAUAGAUUUACUUGUCCUAACAUCCAACUCCAUGGCUCUUAAAGAAUCUUAUGAUUCCAACUUCAUCUUCCAUUCCAAUCUUUUGUUUUUGAGUAAAAGAGAACCUUUGCAGUUUGCACUGUAUUAG
Eruca vesicaria subsp. sativa (arugula) is the source of this 651-nucleotide messenger RNA. Lineage: Eukaryota; Viridiplantae; Streptophyta; Magnoliopsida; Brassicales; Brassicaceae. The record is from the annotation of a GenBank genome assembly.